UUCAAUUUUAACUUAUUUAUUUUAUAAAGUUAUCUAUUAGAAAAUAAUGAUAGUGCGGAAUGAACUGCGGAUCGAUAUAUGAAGUUUACGUAUUGUUUAUGCGAGUUGUCGUGACCGCAUCGCGCCGGGUGCACCCCAUUGUUGCAGUCUGUGGAACCCCCUUCAAUAAGCGACUCCAGGAGCUGCAGAAGGAUGGAGAAUUUGAUGCUGAACUCAAGCCUGCCUCCCAUCUUUGCAGACGAAGAGAUUUUGAAGCAGAGCAACAAUGCUGGAUCAGGGUCCACUGGCAGUGAGAGCAACUCGCAGGCCCCUGGCCAGCCUGAGCCCAUGGAGGAGAAUUCACAAGCCUGUCCGCAGCCAACAGAGUCUACCAGUGGCAACCCAGAGAGCAGGGUGCAGAGGAAUGGAGAGGAGCAGAAACCUCGGCGCCAAAGCUGGCCUAAAGGGCGGAAGCGGAAGAAGCCUAUCAAGGACAGCAACGCCCCAAAAGCACCCCUAACUGGGUAUGUGCGAUUCAUGAACGAGAGGCGCGAACAGCUGCGGGCCGAGUGGCCAGACGCACCCUUUCCAGAGAUCACCAGGAUGCUGGGCAAUGAGUGGACCAAGCUGCCCCUAGAGGAUAAGCAGCACUAUCUCGAGGAGGCUGAGAGAGACAAAGAGAGGUACAUGAGGGAGCUGCAGCAGUAUCAGAAAACUGAGGCCUACAAACAUUUCAACAGGAAGGUGCAGGAGAAACAGAAAGUCAAGCAGCACAAACCAGAGGGAUACAGAGGGCAAGGAGAGAUCAGUAUUUGAUAUCCCAAUCUUCACUGAGGAGUUUCUGAACCACAGCAAAGCACGGGAGGGGGAGCUGCGGCAGCUGCGGAAGACUAACAUGGAGUUUGAGGAACGCAAUGCAGCUCUGCAGAAACAUGUGGAGAGCA
Messenger RNA from Polyodon spathula (Mississippi paddlefish), 923 nucleotides. RefSeq names its product high mobility group protein 20A-like. Gene Ontology annotation, cellular component: nucleus. Lineage: Eukaryota; Metazoa; Chordata; Actinopteri; Acipenseriformes; Polyodontidae. The record is from RefSeq and is a predicted model, not a curated record. The transcript has 7 exons. Gene Ontology annotation, biological process: regulation of gene expression. Bases 193 to 795 code for a protein of 200 amino acids.